CAGUCUCGCACUAUACCUCAUAUAAAUUCAAAAUGGAUAAUUUAUUGAAUCUUGUCAACUACAAAGUUGGACCGUUUUUACUUAUCGUCUUUCUUACCCCUGCUGCUCAAUACUUGGUCCUACUGGGUAACCCUUCGACAAGGUUCGGGUUCGACUCCUUAAUAGGCAAUUCCUUUUCAUGGAAGUUCAUUGGAGUCUUCAUCGUCUGGGCCUUGAUCUGGCUGAAAAUACCUUCAAAAAAGUUUGCGGGCCCAGCACAUGACAAAGGUGGUGUCAUUUUCUAUCAGGCCAAUGGAGAAAUAUACUAUUUCGCAACUGUCACGUCCUUUGUUCUCAUAAAUUGUUUUAACCCUUCAAUCUCCACGCACAUUUAUGAGAACAUGGGACCCAUUCUGGCGACCCUCAACCUGAUCGCGUUAUUAAUCUGCUGUCACCUCAUGUUCCAAGCAAAGGCGUCUCACCAUGCAAACAAGUCCCUUCAAAAUAAUAGUUCCCACCCGUUAAUUUACCAAUUCUAUCAUGGUUUGGAACUGUCACCUCGCAUCUUGGGAGUGGACGUCAAGCAAUUAACAAAUUGUCGGGUUGGAAUGAUGUUGUGGCAAAUUCUCAUUUUGGCAUUCCUAUUUGCAAGGUGGAAUCAUCAACUUCUUGGAUUCUCAAAUGCACAUUUUGACAACGUCUUUCUCCAGUCUUUCUACAUUUACAUGUUCUUCCGGUGGGAAACAGGUUACUUUAAUACGUUGGACUUUACAAUGGACAAAACAGGUUGGAUGUUGGUCUGGGGUUGUUUAGUAUGGAUUCCAUCUCUUUAUACUUUCUCGUCUUAUUUUCUUGUGUUAAAUAUUCCCAAUCUUGGUCUCUUGGUGGAGGGUGGAAUGUUUAUUUUGGGAUUGUCGGCAAUCUGGUGUCACUCGGAGGUAGAUUGCCAAAAAGAGUCUUUUAAGAAUGCCAAUGGCAAGAAAAUAAAGAUUUGGGGCCAACCUGCCAAGACAUUGGAAAUCAAUUAUACGAAUUCUGAAGGAAUUGAGAAGAAAAGUCAGCUCCUAAUAUCGGGUUGGUGGGGGAUCGGAAGGAAAAUGAAUUAUUCAUUCGAUAUCGUAUCCACCUUACUUUGGUGCUUGUAUGCUGGAUUCGGAAAUGGAGUUUGGCCGUAUGCAUGCCUGAUUUUUGUGACAAUUUUAUUAAUUCACCGGGUUUUCAGAGACGAGGAGAGAUGUCGAUCCAAGUAUGAAGAGGGCUGGAAGAAAUACUGUUCGAUUGUGGAGUAUAGAAUGAUUCCUCAUAUCUUUUAAAUUCACUCCGAUUUUCAAUUUUUAAAUAGAAUUCAAUGAUU
Folsomia candida is the source of this 1333-nucleotide messenger RNA. RefSeq names its product 7-dehydrocholesterol reductase. Gene Ontology annotation, cellular component: endoplasmic reticulum membrane. NCBI's taxonomy places the organism in Eukaryota, Metazoa, Arthropoda, Collembola, Entomobryomorpha, Isotomidae. Gene Ontology annotation, molecular function: 7-dehydrocholesterol reductase activity. The transcript has 4 exons. Gene Ontology annotation, biological process: cholesterol biosynthetic process; brassinosteroid biosynthetic process. Bases 33 to 1292 code for a protein of 419 amino acids. The record is from RefSeq and is a predicted model, not a curated record.